This is a messenger RNA of Annulohypoxylon maeteangense, 605 nucleotides long. RefSeq lists its product as uncharacterized. The coding region runs from base 146 to 505 and encodes 119 amino acids. The record is from RefSeq and is a predicted model, not a curated record. Lineage: Eukaryota; Fungi; Ascomycota; Sordariomycetes; Xylariales; Hypoxylaceae. The transcript has a single exon.
GACAUAUCAUUGAGAUCAUUCAGAGUCCUCUCUGCUUGCCAUCAUCUGGUAUCUAGUAUCUAGAAGUAGAUACUUCAUCAACCCCACUAUCCACUACCACUACCAAUACACACGACAUCGAAGCACCAAUCAACUCCAAUUGGAUAUGCCUUCGUCACGAGGUGUGCCUCCCACCCCACUCAACAUAAGAGCCUCUAGCGAGACCAACACCACCCACGGCCGCCAAGGCAGCUUCGACUCCUCCUUUUCAGACAAAGAUAGCAAGGUUGGUAGCAUUGCUAGUCGCACACAACUCCUCGGGUCUAACCGCCCACAGGAAACCUCGAGGACCAGUCGAUUUGACGAAUACCGCAAAUCAUUCGGCCAUCACAACCAAAACUCGCAAAAGUCUUCGAAGCCGCAUUCGCCUACUGUGAACGUCUACACCCACUGUGGGCGACACACGGACCAGUACCUACUCGGCGGCUGGUCCGAGGCUUUCAAGAAUGCCUUUAAGAAGAACUGAGCGCGCCCUGUCAAGUCUAAGAAUGGCUUCACAGGGCGCGCUUUUCGUCGUCUGCGGUUUUUCUGUUUGAUACAGUUUUUUUUUUCUCUGCAGACGCGAC